Suillus plorans is the source of this 1842-nucleotide messenger RNA. RefSeq lists its product as uncharacterized. The transcript has 4 exons. The record is from RefSeq and is a predicted model, not a curated record. NCBI's taxonomy places the organism in Eukaryota, Fungi, Basidiomycota, Agaricomycetes, Boletales, Suillaceae. Bases 1 to 1842 code for a protein of 613 amino acids.
AUGUUUAACGAGGCUACAACCGUAUCCCGUGCGACCUCUCUUUCGCGUGCCAGCAAGCACGGCUCAACGGCCUCAUCGCGCAACCAAUCUCUCAUCAAGAAAAACGUUGCUCCACAGGAUCUCCGCCCAUCUGAUAUUCUUAUCGAGCGAUUUGUCUCCUGGAAAGCUAUUGUGAAGCAACUCAUCAGUUACUUUGAAGGCGUCGCCGACAUCGAGAACAACAUCGCCAAGGAAUACACAAAGCUUGGCGCAGUAAUUCAAGUACCUUUCCGCUCAGGAAAUCAAUUUCUAGGUGAAGGAGGCCUGCAGGACGUAUAUUACGGCAUUCGCGACAAAACACGCACCAUUGCCGACCAACAUGCAAACCUGGGUCGGACCGUCGAUAGCUCCAUCGUGCAACAUCUACAAAAACUGCACGCGGAAAUCAAAGCGCACAUAAAGUUUGGCCAGAAUGUUCAAAACGACACUGGUAAAUUGGCCACCAGUGUUGCCAAAGAACGCGAGCUAUCCGGAAGAAUGAUCGGUGAACUGGCAACGAGUGUCAGCAUUUUCAAGAAUACCCCAAUGGGCGUGACUAAUAAAACUGAUCCUUAUGUUGCCAACAUAGCAGUCAUGAGACAAUUGCAAAAACAGGUUCAUGAAGAAAAUGCUCUUCAGAAAUCCAUCAUAAUAAUGCAACAGAAUUCUGCCCACUUCGAGGAAGGAAUUGUACGCGCCAUUCAGUCUGCUUGGCAAACUUAUGAUGAGUGGCGAUCUCGAAUGACUAAUUCGGUGCAAGAUACGUGGCAUACUAUGGGUCGAAACAUGGUCUCACUUGCGCCCGACCGGGAGUGGAUAUCAUUUUCAGCCAGGUCUGACCAUCUUCUUGAUCCCGAGACCCCUCUGCGUAAUCCAGAAACCAUUCAGUACCCCUCGAAAGAAGACACCUCGGUCAUAGCCGUGCAUAACGGACAUCUUGAACGCAAGAAGAGGUUUACGAGGACCUAUCGCGAGGCUUACUAUGUCCUCACUCCUGCAGGAUUCUUGCACGAGUUUGCGACGUCUGACCCAUCUCAGUCAGGCAGUCAAACUCCAGUAUUUUCAUUAUUCCUUCCGGCGUGCACGCUUGGCCCUCCGUCAACGCCGUCUUCGAAGUCUCACAAGUUCCAUAUCGAAGGUCGCAAAGACGGUACGGGUACCACUAAACAUGGCUCUUUCAAAUUGCCUAUGACGGGUGGCCAACACGCUUGGUCAUUCCGUUCUCGUAGUCAUGAGGAUAUGAUGGAGUGGUGGAAUGAUGUCAGAAUGUUAUGUGCCCGUUAUCUUGUCGCCAGCGAGCAAAUGGACCGCGGGGGUCCAGUUGAGGCAGCAGUCCGUUCCGCCGGAUAUAUCAGUGACGAAGAGGAGGAGGAGGAUGGAUCUAGCGUUGAGCAGGACCAGGAAGAUGAAGAUGAGGAUGAUCAGUAUGAAGAUGCUGACGCUGACGCUGUUGUUGAUGAUGACGAGGAGGAUCAUAAGACUCCGCCUUCUUACUCCAACCCCGCCAAGAACUCUUUCAAUGGUACACAUCAGGAUGGCUACGCGGUAAGUAUCUUGAUUUUGGUCGAAGUGUCCGCUAAUGAUCUUCCUGCUCAGCCAGACAAACAAGCGUCGUCGAUGAGCCACGACGACAGCAUGGCUUCGUCACGCCCAAGCAGGCGUCAGCAGGAAAAGGCACCCGAAGGACGACCUCCACAUGACCGACAAUCAUCUAAUACUGUGGGUCAAGCUCCUAGUGAGCACGACGAACGUGGCUCUAUGCCUAAGAACGGCGAAGCUGGUCCCGCACCAGUGGAAAGCAAAUUUAAUGAAGACACGGAGUGA